AGCUGCCUUUCCCUGUAGAUCAAAUCACAAAUCUUCCACGGAACGACUUCCAAAUGUUGGUGAAAAUGCACAAACUGACCUCGGAGCAGCUGGAGUUUAUACAUGACGUGAGGCGGCGGAGUAAGAAUCGCAUCGCGGCUCAGCGCUGCCGCAAGAGGAAGCUCGACUGCAUCAUGAAUCUGGAGUGUGAGAUCAGAAAACUGGUGUGUGAGAAGGGGAAGCUGCUGACGGAGAGGAACCAGCUGAAGGCGUGUAUGGGGGAGCUGUGGGAGAACUUCUCCUGCCUGUCCCAGGAGGUGUGCCGCGACGUGCAGCUGAGCCCUGAGCAGGUCCAGUCUCUCAACCACUACUGCCCCGUGCGGCCCGCCAACUCCACCGACACCCCCCCCAACACCACCAGCAUCGACCUCACCACCCACUCUGGCUCUGCCACACCGGAGCCCAGCUUCCACGGAUCGCCCGGGGCUGCAGAUAGCGAGCCCGACUCGGCGGUCAGAAACGGGCCGGACAGAGAAACAGACAUCCAGGACGCCGGCCUGUACGAUGAGUCAGGGCUGGUCAAAUCCAACCAGGCGGUAACGGUGGAUUUCUGCCAGGAAAUGACUGACAAAUGUACAACUGAUGAGCAGCCGAGGAAGGACUGCGCUAAUUAGUGGUGGUUCUCUUUGUUGUUGAUUUCGAUGUUUUUUUUAUUAUUUAAUUUUACUUUUCUGACAAACCCACUCUCAGGGUUGCUGAGACAGUCAGCCUCUGCCAGUGUUCACUGAAAAACAAGCUUUGUUUGUAUUUAUGUAUUUUUGUGCUGUUUUCUUUUUUUUUUGAACGGUUGACACUAAAGUUGUCUUAACAGCAGCAAUACUGUUCUCCAGGUAUUCUCCUCUUACCACAACAGAGUGGGAACUUCUCACCAAACAUUACAAUGGUGCUAUCCUCGCCUAACAGCAACCUCUACAGUGGGGACUCGCCCCCCACGUGUCACUCAUCACAAGUCAAAGUGGAACCUCAUCGGACCUAAACAGCAGCUCUCUGUGUCUCUCUGUUCCUGUCUUCCUCUUUCUCUGUCUCCCACUCUGUCUCUAUCAAUCUUCUCUACCUCUUUCUGUCUCACUUUUCUUUCUCUCUGUCUGUCUGUGGUUCGUCUCUCACCAUAUCUCAGUGGCCCUUUUUGUCACAGCAAUUCAAACUCAGGAAAAAAAAGAAUCCUCUGAAUGUUCAACCUAAUUCAUGAAAAAAUGAGAAUGCAGCUUCUGUACACGGGGAGUUAAGAUGCAGUUGACUUUUUAAAAUGUUCAUAUGCAAAUAUGUCUUCGAGCGUCUGGCAUUUGUAAUUCUGUACAGGAGAACUGUGUGCAGGCUGUAACCGAAAACAUUCCUCCUUUGCCUUCCUCAGCACUGAAUUGAAAGGAAAAGGUUUUUUGCAGGCGGUUAGAUGGCUAUUUUUAUUUCCCACUCAUCAGCAAUACCAUUGUAUUUGGAUGUUGUAACGGUGACUUUCAAAUGCUUGUUUGGCAGAAAUGUACAUAGUAUGGAGCAUGAUGACUGUAACAGUGAUUUUGUACUGGUAGAGGCUUAGACGUUUCUUUUUCACGGGGUUAUAUCAAGCACCUUUUGCUAAGGGGAAAUCUUUGCUUUGCUGUUUCCUGUCCUGCCUAACGAAUGCUCCCUAUCACGGUGAGCGUUCCUAUACUCAGGAAAUCAGCUCCACAUGAAGACACACACAUGCAGUACAUACAGUUACAUGCGUCAAAACACAUGUACAAUUUUUAGCCCCAUGCAUGUAAUAAAGUUAGACAUUCAAGUUGUGUUUUACGCGAGGCUCUUCCCCCUUUUCCUCUUUAAAUGUGAAAAAAGAGUUCUGCCUUGUGUUGUUUGGAGGACAUUUUAUUAUCAGUAUUUUAAGAUGCUCUUUGUGUACACUCUCGCAGACGUGUUUUGGGUUUAUUCGAUAUUGCCGUUAGAUGUUAGGAGACAGCAAAAAGUGCAGCCAACAAAUAAGUGACAGAUACUAAAAAAAAAAUCUAAUUGAUCCUGAGAAAGAGAAAAAUAUUGACUUCAGUCAGGCACUUUGUUUUGGCCUCAAGCACUCAGAGCCAUUUAGCACUUCAAUAAGGUCUUUGUCUUUGUUUCAGACCUCCUCAAAGUCUCAGACUGGAGCACUUAAACUUCAAGAGGAAACAUCUUGUUUAUAUAAAUAUACAAUAAAAAUAUCUUUAUGAAGAAAAUGUAUCCGAAAGCUAAAAAGAAGCUAAUGUUUUAGACCUUAUAUUUGUAUUUCUUUAGGAAUUGAAUAAGCUAAUUCAAAUUGUAUUCUACGUGAAAGCAGUGUGUUGAUUGAGUAACAAUCAUAUAAGAUAGUAACACGUUUGCCCUAAUUGUGCAUUUGUUUGACCAUCCUCAUUUGUGAUGUGCAUGCAUGCUGCCUAGCUUUAGGCCUAGUUUGUUUGUCUUCUUCUGUUUACCUUCUCUGAAGCAGUCUGCUUUUAAACUGAUAUCUCUUUGAAAUGUGUCUGUAUAACAAGGCAGAAAGAGUUGAUAUUAACCCUAACUAGAGGAGGCUUUCAGGGCCGUACUCUAGCACAAGGUUGAAUUCAAAUGGUAUUUAAAAGUGUAUUCAUUGCUCUUUAAAGCCCCAAUCCAAAGAGACUAUCCCUGAGUUAACUGGAGCAAAUGUAGCUUGUAGGCAAGCUAAUCUUUCAUUAGCUUCACUACAUCAAUGUAAUCUCUUAUUGAGUAAUUCGGAGAGAUGUUUUACUAUCCUUACUCUAAAGAAUAUUCCUUUCGAUCAUUUUUUUUCUACUUAAACUGACUUUGUAGUAGUUAUUAGAUUUAAAUCUUAUAGCCAUGUAUGGCAGGUCAAACUAAGAUGCUAGAUAGGUGCUACCAGGAUAGCCUGUAGCAGCUAGCUAUACCACCUACUCCCCCAUCUAACUGAAGGUGAUUUUUUCUUAGUUGAAAUAAACCGAGAAACUGUUUUUAUAGUAAUCCCUGCAACAUUUUUUUUUUUUGGCCAAACAAGUCUGGGAUUUGGGCUUUAAAAUGUGAAUGAAAGUUUUAAAAGUUCUCCCCUGAUUUUAAAUAAUUAUAGAUGUAUAAGAAAUGUCUCAGGUGAGACUGUUUUUUAUACAGCCAAACAAUUAAGUGUAUUUUAUAAAACCGUCUUUGAUUUCUUAAAAGGCAGAUACAAAGACCCACACACACACACACACACACACACACCCCCACACACACACACUCAUACACAGCAGUAGAGGACCUUCAUCCGCUGGUGUGUUUUCUUUGUGUUUGUUCAGCCCUUUAUCAAAUGUGUGCUCUUCUUCAUUCUUUGAUGCAUAUUUACUGCAGCAAAGCAGUAUCUACCCAUAUAGAUUGUACCAGGUUCCAGAAAGCUAAACAUUACAUACGCUUAUUUUCUGCAAACAUUUUGCAACUCGCUUUUUAUUCAUGUACUUUUUCAUCUGCCUAAUCUUAAAUUGACGAGGCCCGGUGUUGGAUUUGCGAGCAUAGACUCUGACUUUAUGUCUCUGUGUGGAGAACAUUUAUUUGUGAAGUUUGUGUUGGAGCAAAACUAUUGUAACAAAGGCCCCUGGGUGUCUCCUCACAUUAUUUAAUAAUACAACAGUGAUCACAUCCUUUUGUUUGCAUAGCAGAACUUCUACCUAUUGAAUGUUGAUAAUUCAAUUUAGCAAACCUUAGAAUCCCGUGGACCUCGGGUGAUUCACUGCUCGGUCAAAGUGCAGUAACAGGCAUCCUCUGCAACAUGUCAACUCUUAUUUAAAGGGUCCAUUCACGUUACAAACACAAAUGAUCCCUUACUGUAUGUCUUGUGGACACUGGUCACCCAGAUAGAUCUGGUUUUAUUGGUUCAUGUUUUGGGAUAUCUGUCUCUUUACAUUCUGCCUUUUGGUGCUCACACCACUGAAGGAAGUACUCUCCUGUUACUCUGAAUGCUGUGAACAGUAUUUUUUCAGAGAAUGCCAAAACGUUGGUGAAUAAAACCAUAACUAUAGGCCUUGCUAGUUACUUAUAGAUGUGAGUGACAACAUUUUUCUUGUCAUUUGGGUGAACCGACCCUUUAGUGUCUCAGGUGCCACGCAUUUAACCCGCUCUCACAUCACUCUGAAGCAGAUUUUCUUUUUUACUUUAGUACUUACUUUAUCAAAUCAAAUGAAUGCCCCUUUUAAAUGAUUUGUUCAAAUGACUUAAAGCUGCAUCAAUUCAUUUCUAACCUUCACAACGAGCAAAGAAAGCAACAUUAUGAUUCAUUUGGAGUUGUGUGCAUGUCACCAUAUGAAUGGAGUUGAUAUGAUGUACCCUCUUAGCUCAUUGUUCCUGAUCUCCACCAAUUCAUGAGUUCACCAGCUAACUGACUUUAUAUCCGAGCCAGCAGAAUGGGAUGUUUGGAAAACCAAGAAUAAUAAGUGAAAAGAGGCUGAAAUAUUCAGUGGAGAUGAAGGAAAAGUAGUGUUGGUGAUCAUAUUUUUGCUAAAUGUUUAGCAACCUCAUAAACAAUGUUCUUUUGAUCAAUUUUUCAUAUAAAAAAUAUUGGUGCAGCUUUAAAAUGAUAUAAUAAUAAGCUUGAACAACUCAAAUAAAUCUCAGAAUUUGAUACUUAUGGAAUCCUCCAGGUUCAAUUGUUGUUUAUUACAGGAAAGUGGCUCCAACUGCUCCUACCUUGUUGCUGUGUAUUUGUCUUGUUUAAUUGAACUUUUGUGUUGCUGCUUCUCUGAAACAAACACUGGCUUUUCUACUCCAAAGGUUGUUCUAUCAAAUAAUAUGAACAAAAACAUGCCUUUCUCACAGAUUGCUAAUCUUUUCUUGAAAAAACCACAAAACAAAUCUGGUAUCCUGGUUGAAUGCGCAGGCUGAGAUCAUUGAGUAAAAUAUACAAAUGCAAAAUGUUUACAAUUGCCAUGCAAAAAUGGCUCGGUUUAAUUGGACUGGUUCUUGUUGUCGUGGAAAGAGACAAAGUUUCUUCACCUUGUCUUUAUUCCAACCUUUGGGAUGGCUCAGCAUUACAUGGAUAAAAGUGCACCUCCGAUAUUUGCCUUAGAACUUGCAGAGGCCAUAGUUCACAUUCAAGUGAAGUGAGUGUAUGCAGGGGCCCGGCCCCCAUCCCUGAGUCACCAGUGCAGACUUCCUCACACUUAUCUACCUGUGAAAUCCUUCAUACCUCUCAUAACUGGUCAAUGACUGUAUCAGCAAACCGCAUCAGGUGUUUUUCUACAUGCUUUUUACACAGAUUAUAUGGAUUCUUGUAUUAGUAGAUUUUGGUGCACCAUUUUUUAUGUAAUAGCUCUUAAGCUUGUAGUUCGAGUUGUUUUUUUGUUUUCAUUUUUCUAGAUGACUGUUUUGUGUUAAUAAUUUUCAAUUUGAAAUAGCUGUUAUUUCUCACUCUACUAAGAGUUCUUACCUUUAUCAUUUUGAAAUGCUACAUGACCCUAAUUAAUUAAAAUGACUUAAAAACCAUUGUAAAUAUGGUAUUGUGCAAACCCCAUUUUCAUUCAUUUCAAUUGCUUGUGUUAUAUAAAUGACUCUUUUGUCUAGACACCAUUUCUCUUUAUGAAAUAAAGAAACAUGCAUAUCA
Notothenia coriiceps (black rockcod) is the source of this 5584-nucleotide messenger RNA. RefSeq names its product transcription regulator protein BACH2-like. The record is from RefSeq and is a predicted model, not a curated record. Gene Ontology annotation, cellular component: nucleus. The coding region runs from base 54 to 653 and encodes 199 amino acids. Lineage: Eukaryota; Metazoa; Chordata; Actinopteri; Perciformes; Nototheniidae. Gene Ontology annotation, biological process: regulation of transcription by RNA polymerase II. The transcript is spliced from 2 exons. Gene Ontology annotation, molecular function: RNA polymerase II cis-regulatory region sequence-specific DNA binding; DNA-binding transcription factor activity, RNA polymerase II-specific.